CAGGGGACCCCCCCCCCCCCCGAGACAGAGACACCCCCAGAGAUGGACAGCCGCCCCCAGGGGACAGGGGGACCCCCGACACGGACACCCCUGAGCACGGACACCCCCCUCCGAGGGCAGCUUGCCAUGGCCGACCCCAGCCACAUCCAGUCGGCCGCCUCCAAGAGCAUCCGCCCCUUCCGCUCCAGCGAGGAGUACCUGGAGGCCAUGAAGGAGGACCUGGCCGAGUGGUUCAACACCCUCUACGACCUGGACAUCCAGGUGGACACCUUCCUGGAGAGCCUGGAGACGGGCUGUCACCUCUGCCGCCACGCCAACAACGUCAACCGCACCGCCCUGGACUUCCAGGAGCGGCACCCCGAGGCGGCCGCCCGCAUGCGCGUGCCCCAGAACGAGGUGGUGUUCCAGGCCAAGAACGUGGUGCCCGGCUCCUUCAUCGCCAGGGAUAACGUCUCCAACUUCAUCCAGUGGUGCCGGCAGGACCUGGGCAUCCAGGACGUGCUCAUGUUCGAGACCAACGACUUGGUGCUGAAGAAGAACGAGAAGAACUUUGUCCUCUGCCUGCUGGAGGUGGCCAGGAGGGGCUCCAAGUUUGGCAUGCUGGCCCCUAUGCUGAUCCAAAUGGAGGAGGAGAUCGAGGAGGAGAUGAGGGACCAAAUGGCCGAGGGCGCGCUGGGCACGCGCCGGGAGAGCCGGGACCCCCGGGCGGGCGCCUUCCCCAGCCGGGCCCGGCCCAUCGCCCUGUGCGACCUCAAGAACCUGGACGAGCUGGUGCGGGAGAUCCUGGGCUGCUGCUCCUGCCCCUCGCAAUUCCCCAUGGUCAAGGUCUCGGAGGGGAAGUACAAAGUGGGCGACUCCAACACGCUCAUCUUCGUCCGAGUGCUGCGGAGCCACGUCAUGGUGCGCGUGGGCGGCGGCUGGGACACCCUGGAACAUUACCUGGACAAGCACGACCCGUGUCGCUGUGCUGCCCUCUCUCACCGCCUGCCCCAGCCCCGCACCCCGGGCAUGUCCCCCCAAAAAGCAGCUCCCGGCACCUCCUUGUCCCGCGCCUCCAGCCCCAGCGUCCCCCGGCGCCCCCGGCCCGCCGGGCCCCCCCCGGCCGGGGCGGAGCGGGGCCCCCAGCCCCGGGGGGACCCCCCGAAGCCCCCCAGGCAGGAGGGUUUGCCCCCCCGCGGGGGGGCCGCCCCCUGCUCCGGCAGCCCCUCCCGGAGCCCCGCGGAGCCGCGGGGAGCGGGGACGCUCAGGUACGGACCCCGGGGGCUGGGGGGACCCCAAAACUGCGCCGAGACCCCAUGGCAAGGGCUGAGCCCCCCGCAGGGGAUGGGGGAACGGGGGCCCUCGCGCGCAGAGCGGCCCCCGCCGCCCCCGGCCCGCCGGGACCCGCGGACCCCCCCGCCCCGGGCUCCCCCGCGCCUCCCGCAGCCCCGGGCGCGGCUCCGCGCCGCUGCUGCUCAUUCCGCCGCACGGCCCGACGGGCAGCACUCGUGGGCUCGGGCGGAGCCCCCCGCGGCCGGGGCCGGCCCCGCGGGGAGCCCCGGGGGGCGGCGCGCGACCCCCGGCCCGGCCCCGGGGACCCGAGGAGGCUGGCGCGGAGGCUGCGGGCCCCACGCUGGCUGGAGCCCGGGCAGGAGCAGCGGCUGUUCCAGCGGAUGGAGGAGGAAUUCCUGGCCAAACACGCGGCUGCUGGAGCAGCUGGGGGACACGGAGAGCUCCCCCCCGCGCCCCCCGCCGCCGCUGACUCGGCACUAUUGCUCCUCGUCAUCCUCGUCUUCCUCCAUGAACGUGUUCGCCAAGCACGGGCUGCCCGCCGAGGAGGGGGCGGCUGGGGCGGGAGCAGCGAUGGGAACAACAACGGGAACGGCAACGGGAAGCAGCAACGGGAACCACGGCGGGUACCCCCCGCUGCCGUCCAACCCCACCCUGGCGGAUGCGAGGCGCCGCUCCACCUUCUCCAGCUCCUCCGACGAGAGCUGCUGCUUCCCGGCCUCCUGGGACAACGGGAGACCCCGGGGAACCCCGGCUCCGACACCGACUGGGCCACCGGCUGAGGACGAGCUGAUGGAGAUGGAGGAGAGCCCCGGGCCGGGGGUCCCCGCGCCCCCGCCGCGGCCCUGGGCCAAGCCCCGGCUGGACACGCAGCCCCACAAGACGCCCUCCCGCAUCCCCACGCCCCGGGGCUACGGGGCAGGCGCGCAGCGGGCCCCGAACGGCAGCCCCAGGGCCUGGGGGGCUCUGCAGAGCAUCCCCUCCUCCCUCCUGGAGCCCUCCUGGGCCCCGCGGGAGCGCGAGGGGAUGGAGGAGAACGCGCCCCGCGCCCCCGCGCGCUCCCGGCGCUGCUCGGGUGACAGCGACUCCUCGGCCGCCUCGGCGCAGAGCGGCCCCCGCCGCCCCCCGGCCCGCCGGGACCCCGCGGACCCCCCCGCCCCGGGCUCCCCCCGCGCCUCCCGCAGCCCCGGGCGCGGCUCCGCGCCGCUGCUGCUCAUCCGCCGCCGGCCCGACGGGCAGCACUCGUGGGCUCGGGCGGAGCCCCCCGCGGCCGGGGCCGGCCCCGCGGGGAGCCCCGGGGGGCGGCGCGACCCCCGGCCCGGCCCCGGGGACCCCGAGGAGCUGGCGCGGAGGCUGCGGGCCCCACGCUGGCUGGAGCCCGGGCAGGAGCAGCGGCUGUUCCAGCGGAUGGAGGAGGAAUUCCUGGCCAACACGCGGCUGCUGGAGCAGCUGGGGGACACGGAGAGCUCCCCCCCCGCGCCCCCCGCCGCCGCUGACUCGGCCUAUUGCUCCUCGUCAUCCUCGUCUUCCUCCCUGAACGUGUUCGCCAAGCACGGGCUGCCCGCCGAGGAGGGGCGGCGGGGCGGGAGCAGCGAUGGGAACAACAACGGGAACGGCAACGGGAGCAGCAACGGGAACCACGGCGGGUACCCCCCGCUGCCGUCCAACCCCACCCUGGCGGAUGCGAGGCGCCGCUCCACCUUCUCCAGCUCCUCCGACGAGAGCUGCUGCUUCCCGGCCUCCUGGGACAACCGGGAGACCCCGGGGAACCCCGGCUCCGACACCGACUGGGCCACCGGCGAGGACGAGCUGAUGGAGAUGGAGGAGAGCCCCGGGCCGGGGGUCCCCGCGCCCCCGCCGCGGCCCUGGGCCAAGCCCCGGCUGGACACGCAGCCCCACAAGACGCCCUCCCGCAUCCCCACGCCCCGGGGCUACGGGGCAGGCGCGCAGCGGGCCCCGAACGGCAGCCCCAGGGCCUGGGGGGCUCUGCAGAGCAUCCCCUCCUCCCUCCUGGAGCCCUCCUGGGCCCCGCGGGAGCGCGAGGGGCUGGAGGAGAACGCGUGGCCCUGAGGGGUCGAUGGCAGUGGCAGCUCCUGGCAGCCCCUGGGGACAUCCCCGAGCUGCUGGGGAGGGUGGAGGUGGCACCCAGCCAGGAGGUGGCCACAGAGCUGGGGUGGCCAGGAAGUCUUCACUCGGUGACUGUUGGCACUGGGGUGGGCCCUGCGAGGAGCCCCCAGCCCCAGAGGGUGCCAGGGGUGUCCCCAUGCCCUGGGGAACAGCUCCGGGGGGGGGCAGCUGUGUGGUCAGGGCAGUGGUGGCCAGAGCAGAGCUGGGAAUGGGGCUGGAGAGCACCCAGUUCUCCUGGUCUCUUCCUCUCCUCACUCUUCUCCACUGGUUUUCCUUAUUUUGGCCUUCUCUUCUUGUCGUCUCCUCCUCUUCUUGCUAUUCUUGUCAUCCUCCUCCUCUCAUCUUCUCUCUCCUCUCUUCUCUUGGGCUGCCUCCUCUUUCUCUUGUUUUCUCCUCUUGGCCUUUCAAGUUCUUUUCCCUCAUCACCUUCUCUUCUUGACCUUUCCUCUUUCCUUCUUGGCCUCAUCAUCACCUCUUUGGCCACUUUCUCAUCUCCUCUCCUCCCCAGUCUCUUCUCUCCAGCCCUGAGAUGACUUGGGGACAUGGUGUUUGUCACCCCAAGCCCUGUUUCAAGGCAGGAGGGGGUCAGUCUUCCCUCUGCAGUCCCCAGCUGGCCACAGCACUGCCCACAGCUCGUGUUGAUGUCCCCGGGGUGGGACAGGGCUGUGUCCCCAGCCCAGGCCACCGUGGCCCCCACCCCUGCAUGUCCUCUCCAGCCAGUAAAGACCAACGGAGCUGA
This is a messenger RNA of Serinus canaria (Common canary), 4135 nucleotides long. It is a transcript of the gene GAS2L1, whose product is annotated as growth arrest specific 2 like 1. The record is from RefSeq and is a predicted model, not a curated record. The transcript is spliced from 7 exons. Gene Ontology annotation, molecular function: actin filament binding; cytoskeletal adaptor activity; microtubule binding. Lineage: Eukaryota; Metazoa; Chordata; Aves; Passeriformes; Fringillidae. The coding region runs from base 43 to 3339 and encodes 1098 amino acids. Gene Ontology annotation, biological process: actin crosslink formation; regulation of microtubule polymerization or depolymerization; microtubule bundle formation. Gene Ontology annotation, cellular component: stress fiber; actin filament; microtubule plus-end.